This is a messenger RNA of Anopheles moucheti, 3549 nucleotides long. RefSeq names its product transmembrane protease serine 9-like. Gene Ontology annotation, molecular function: serine-type endopeptidase activity. Bases 1 to 3549 code for a protein of 1182 amino acids. Lineage: Eukaryota; Metazoa; Arthropoda; Insecta; Diptera; Culicidae. The record is from RefSeq and is a predicted model, not a curated record. The transcript has 5 exons. Gene Ontology annotation, biological process: proteolysis.
AUGAAUUGGGAGCUGAUAAGUGUCCUGCUACUGUCCGCUGUGUUGUGUGCGCUGUCGCAAAGUUUGGGACCGAACCGUUUAACCUGUGGCAAGCGCAGAGUGAAGACAAUUCAUCUUAUUCACAAUGGCGUCGACGCAAAGCCAGGCCACUGGCCGUGGCAUGCCGCCAUUUUUCAUCGUGUGCAGGGUAACCUGGAAUACGCCUGUGGAGGAUCGAUCAUCGAUGAGGAAACUAUUCUCACGGCGGCCCACUGCGUCUACCUUGAGAAUGGGCUAAUCUCAGAAAGCCGGGUAUUAGUGCGUGUCGGUGCUAUCCAUCUGACCGAAGAGAGUGAAUACGUGCAGGAACACACGGUGGAUGAAGUGAUAGCUCAUCCGAGCUACAAUUCCAGCAGGUUUAUGAACGACAUCGCACUGUUGAAGCUGACUACCAACAUCACGAUGACGGAGUUCGUUCAACCCGUUUGCCUGUGGACGAUGGAGGGCGGUCAGGAGAUGCUCGUGAGAAGGAAUGGCAGUUUGGUUGGGUUUGGUCUGAACGAGCAGGAUGCGGUGUCCACCCAGCUGAAGCAGACAACGAUAGGUGUGGUGGACGCCUUGACAUGCAUCAAAAGUGAUCGUGUAUCGUUCGGCAAUCAGCUGACGUCGGAGAUGUUUUGCGCUGGCGCACAGCAGGGAGUAAGCGCCUGCAACGGUGACAGCGGCGGAGGUUUAUUCUUCAACGUGGAAGGCAAAUGGUUCGUGCGGGGCAUAGUCUCAUUCAUUCCUUUACGCAGAGGAACGAGACUUUGCGAUCCUUCCAAGUAUACCGCCUUCACCGAUGUGGCAAAGUAUAUGCAAUGGAUCGAGUUGUUUGUAAACCCACGUGUGCUUCUGAUUGACACCAACGAGCUGGAGGUGGAUUACGAGGAGAAACUUCCUCUGUUCAACCUAAACACGUGUGGUACCCGUUUCGAAACAUGGGCGGCUAAUGGUAAACCGACGGCUCUACCGUGGCUUGGUUUGGCCCUAACAAAUGCUCGGGAAGUGAAGUGUGUCGUCACGCUGAUAAACGAGUGGUAUGCAGUUGGCGCAGCAAGCUGCUUUAAAGAUGGUGGCAAAGAUUUGCGCAUUAUGCUAGGAGGACAGACCGAGCUACCCGAACGGAAGUGUUUCGAACGUGGUGCGGAGACGGUGUGCGCCAAUCCAACACAGAUUCGGAAUAUUCAGCGUGUGAUAAUCCAUCCAAGGUUUACGAUAAAUGCCAUCAGCAACGAUAUAGCACUCGUCGAACUUCGCAAUCCUGCAGACACCACGCAGCCGAACGUGAAACCCAUUUGUCUUCCAGUAACACCAGCCCUGUACACAAAUCAAACAACGAACUGGUCUGUGAUGUCUUACUCGCUGGACGAAAUAAUUUAUAAAGACCAGAUCGUAAGCAACGUGGAUUUGGGUUUGUGUACAAAAGCGUUCGUACGCGUAGGCCUGCCAGUAGAAGAGAAGAGUGUUUGUGCGGUAGUUCCAAAUGACGAUGUUCCAAAGUGCGCUCCCGUAGGCAGAGGUGCACCACUGCAAGAGCGAAGAAUGUUCGGCAUAGACGAGCGAUACAUCUUGAGAGGCUUAGACAUUCUGGGGCUAACAUGUGCUGGGUCCAUAGUAAAUUCCUACACCGAUCUGUACGCCUAUCUGGAUUGGAUGCUGUACAACAUGAAACACCAUGUGGCACGAAAUGCCGAAGCAGAAGCCGCCAAUGCCAGUCUUGCUGAAUGGAUCAAGUUGCAACAGGAACCGGGCAAGGAAAAGUUAAAACUCUUCAAUAUGGAUACCUGUGGAGUUAACGUAAAUGCUGCUGAUUCGACCAUCAUUCCCUGGAUCGGGACAUUGAAGGCUAUUAAGAAUGCAUCGAAUCUAUUGCCUAGUCCCGGGCAGUCGAUAGUGAAACCGGAGGAAACUCCAGGCAUGGUAGUGUUGAUUAGCGAACGUUAUGCGCUGGCUCCGGCGCAUGUUUUUAGUGAAGCGGUAUCUUGGCGAUCCAUCAUCUUGGGAUACACACGUUACAAUCCACUGCUAGCAAUUGAAUGUGCGUUUCGGGCAUGUGAUCCUCCGUACCAGGAGGUGCAGAUAAAAAACAUAACCAUCCAUCCGGGCUACAACGCGACUACGAAUAUGCAUAAUCUCGCACUCAUUGAGCUACUGGACCCAGCAAACACGACCAAACCAUUCAUUAGCCCUAUAUGUCUGCCUCUGACGGAGAAAUUUCGUAACAGCACACCGUUCGAGUUGCUGGUGCCGAAGUACAUUUACCAUGAGGAAAGCAGCAAGUUAUUGCCGCUCGAUCUCCUAAACUGCCAGGAACGGUUCGCACAGGACAGCUACUUAGUAACGCUGACCGAUCACGAUCGCUGUGCAGUUUUGGACAAAGACUACGGUGAAGCGGCAACGGUGAAAUCGGGCGCCCCAUUACAAACAUUGUUGCAAGUUGGAGAGAAACGGCGUUACUUCCUUGGCGGUAUAAACAUCCUCCAGGAUUUGGUGAACUAUCAUAAUCCCAACUAUCCGUACCUGUUCACGGACAUUAAUGCGUACCUUGAUUGGAUUCUGGAAAACAUGCAGCUCCAUGAUCGUGAAACUCCGUCAGUCAAUCUAUCAUCGGACGCGAUCCGUGUGGACCCGAUGCCGGUACGAAGGACAUCGAAGGGAAGGCUUUUCAAUUUUAAAACUUGCGGCCUAUACACGAAAGAUUCCUCUCUGAAUGGAACUUAUGAAGCUGAGCCGUGGUCUGGAUUCUUAUUUACACGGAACCCACUGUUUAAUUCCACUGCAUUUGCGAGAUGUGCCGUGGUGCUGAUCAGCGAGUGGUACGUUGUGGGGAUGGCGAGUUGCUUACCGCAAGAAAAAGAGCUUUUCGUUCAAUUUGGUGGGUACAUUGGGACAACCAAAGAAAAUUGCUACGAAUUCGACGGGGAGACGCUUUGCCGACCUAUAACGCACAUGGUUCCGGUAGAGAAGAGCAUUGUUCAUCCGCGUUAUAGCAGGGCCAGCUAUGCGAAUGACAUCGCAUUGAUACAGCUGGCAACACCAGCAGACAUUACGCAAAAGCACGUAACCCCCAUCUGUCUGCCAAUCAUGGACCCAGUACGCAGUUAUGAUGUAUCAAGCUUGGCUACAGUCACUUUUGGUACCAACACGGGUUCCUUCGUAACGGCAAAGGUAGAUCGGAGGUACAUUGACCCGCCCGAAUGUCAAAGGCGCUGGGAUGGAUUGGCGUUGCAUUUGCAGAUACAGCAUACGAAACGGUGUAGCUUAUUGGAAUACGAUCCUGAUGAGCCAUGUUCCGGUAUAUUGGCUUUCCCAGGCUUUGCACUCCAUACUACACAAGAAUGGCUGGGGACAAAGCGCCACUUUAUUCGCGGUUUGCUUGUGAUGGAACCGAGGCUUUGCAGCUCCUACUAUCCAGCGAUCUACACUGAUGUGGAUGUUUAUUUGGACUGGAUAUUGGAGAACAUGGAUGAGAAAUUGAACACAUUCAGCCAAACGUACAACUUAACGGAACAAUUAUUAUUCGUUUAA